ACCACCCGGUAAUUGCAAACAUCGCAAGUCCACGGCCCGCCCCCAAUCGGCCAAUCCUCACCCCGCAUCUUAAGGUUCCUGUCGCCUCAGCGGCUGCCUCCAGUCCUCCGCCCUCCCGCUCCAGCGGGGCUCGCCAUUGAUGGAGUACGAGCGCAUCCACGGGCCGCUCCCGCGCCAUCAGCUUUCCGUCGCUGGCGGUUGUAAGGAUGGGUCUCGAUUGGGAUGGGUCGAGCGUUCCAGUGCACAUUUGACUAAAGGCUGAUCCGGGGGAUUCUCUCCAGCUAAGCUGCGAGCAAUGCUUCGCGGGAUAGAGAAACGCCAGCGCAACAACGGCGAGGACUCGUCUCCGGAGGCCAACGACUCCGGCGAGCUCGACGACCGGAGGAGCUUGGAAUGCUCCACCUCCACCGAGAUGUCGAGCAACAGCGGCCACAGGUCAAGAAACCGUGCCCCGGACGACGACAGCUUCGACUCGGAGAGCAGCUCGUCGGGGCCGCCGACGGUGAAGAGGUCGGCCGCGGUGGCCGCGUUGCUGCCGCCCUUCUCUCGGCCAACGCCGUCCAAGUGGGACGACGCCGAGAAGUGGAUCUCCAGCCCGACGUCAAACCGUACUGGCCGUACGGGGCCUACCGCUGGAGCUGUGCCGAAGAAGUCUGCAUUGGCCUUCCCUGACUAUGGAGGCCGCCCGCCAGCCGUUGCUAAGGUGGUAGCGGAUGUGCCUACCAACGCUGGACCAGAUGGUCUCGCCCAUCCUGAUUUACUUAAGCCUGGACACAAUGCUUCAGUAGUUGUUGACGGAACAGCACCUGCAGUUAGGUCUGUCUGUAUGAGAGACAUGGGAACAGAAAUGACUCCAAUUGCGAGCCAAGAGCCUUCUCGGACCGCGACUCCUAUAAUCGCAUCUAGUCCAACCUCCUCUCGGACACCAACCCCGCAACGCACCGCAGAAUUCAGUGUGAGUAAUAUAGAUCCUAAAAAGAUCGAGAUGCCUGAAGAGGAGGAGGUACAGAUGAGUACGAGACAGGAAAUUAUGGAUCUUGGUGAAAGGUUAGGGAAGACCACUAUAGCCGCAUGGGCAAGCAAGGAAGAGAAAUCUGCCGCACGUUUCACGGAUACCACAGCCUACAAGGCUGCCGAUAUCGGUAGGGAGAAUCGAGCCGCAGAUUGGCAGGAGACGGAGAAGGCGAAGUAUCUUGCAAGGUUUCAGAGGGAGGAAGCAAAGAUCCAAGCUUGGGAAAAUCUGCAGAAAGCGAAAAUUGAAGCUGAGAUGAAAGGGAUAGAGGCCAAGAUAGAGCGGAAACGGGCGCGCGAGCAGGACAGGCUCGCCAGCAAGCUGGCAGCCGUAAGCCACCGAGCGGAGGCGAAGAGGGAGACCGCGGAGGCGAGGCGGAACCAGGAAGCCGCGAGGACGGAGGAGCAGGCGGCCCGGAUCCGAUACACCGGGCAUACGCCUUCGUCCUUCUCCUGCUGGUGCUGGUGCCCGUGACACCCAGCAUGGACAGUGGUAGAAAAAUUCCAACGGUUCUAUCUUUCCCCAUGCAUGAACAUGGAGAAGGAAACCUUCCCGUUAUCGCGUCGUCGUCACUCACGCGGUUGCAUGGAGUGGACUGGGGUAGUAGGGUGGCGCCACCUGUCCUCGUCCACCUUCCACCCCUCUCGCCCGGGGCUAUAAAUGGUUACGAGAUCCGGAUAGCGCGAACCCACUUGGAUCCAAACCCUGACGACGGACGGCUCCCCCCUCGCCCCCACGACAAAUUCCUCCCGUUCCGUUCUUCGUCGCAGAUACACCGGCCGGCAGCAACCACCCUAUGGAGUCGUCGGCGGCGAUGACGAUGGACCACCACCGCGCGGCGCCGUCGCUGUCGACGGAAGAGAAACGGCGGAUCGAGCGGGUGGCCCGGUGCGUGGCGCGGGACCGGGACGGCGGGGACCUCACGGAGAAGCUGCUGCUGCGGCUGCUCGGCCUCACGCGCAACGCCCGCCGCUGGGGCUUCCUCGCGCCGGACCACCCGCUCCACCCCUACUACCUCCAGCACAAGGUCUCCGAGCGCUGCCGGAUCCUCCGCCCGCGCCACGCCGCCGCCGACCGGCGGUGAUCCCAUGCAUAUGCAUGCGGACGUGCAGCGGAUCGACCAUUGAUAGGACUCGAUCGGCCAUUAAAAAAAAACUAUGCGCGCACCACCUGGUCUCCUUCUCUUUUAUGACAUGAGUAAUUGGUAAUCCAACAAUCAUGCAACGGAUUCGGAAAUACAUUGAUGUGCCUAAUUGCAGCGUCAAUUAUAUGAUAGCAGUUGGCCAUUGAUAUUUUUCA
Zea mays is the source of this 2311-nucleotide messenger RNA. RefSeq lists its product as uncharacterized. NCBI's taxonomy places the organism in Eukaryota, Viridiplantae, Streptophyta, Magnoliopsida, Poales, Poaceae. The record is from RefSeq and is a predicted model, not a curated record. The transcript has 7 exons. Bases 296 to 1486 code for a protein of 396 amino acids.